AACCAAAACAACAACAUGCCACCCAAGAAGAAAACCAAGAACAACAGCAACAUCACAAAGAACAACAACAACAACCCAACAGAAGACCAAGAAGAACAACAGCUGAACCAUGAGAAAGCAUUAACAGAACAACAACCACAAACAGCAAUAUCAAGAACCAAGACGACAGACCUCACCCAGAAAGUGGCCAGAUUACUCUCCCAAGAACCGGCAUCCUCCCAUCCUCUCACAACCAACAAGACCUCGAAUAAUGGAUUCAUCUUGUCGAAUACUCUCAACCCGACGAUCCCUCUGCUCAAUCACGCAGAUCUCAACCAUCAAUUAAACUCAUUAAUCGACCAGAAACUCGAGAUCUUCAAUGAGAAAAUCAAGCUUUAUCAGAACCAAAUCUCCCAGCUUCGUAGAGAGCUCGAGACGAAAGAUCAGUUGUUGGAUGAGUUGCAGAAGAUUCGCCAAACCGAUGCUGAACAUUUGCUGGAGAAACACAAGCAAAUAGCGGAAUCGAAAUAUGCAGGUUAUGAGAAGUUAACGAAAGCGCAAGACGAGACGAUCAAGAGUCUCCGACAAAAAGUGAUCGAUGUGAACGGGAAGCUGAGUCGAGUGUAUAGUGGCGAAGAAGAGCGCGACAGACAAAGACUAGAGGAAGAAAAAGAGGCCUUGGUCCAGACCAAUCAACAACUGAAAGCCGCCCAUGAUGCGCAGAGAAAGCGGCGGAAGGAGGCCGAACGGGCCGCCCAACAGGCGAGUCUGUUGGCCGAAGAAAACGUGCAGGAACAGCUCAAGGAAGCUAAUGAUGAAGUCAAAACCCUGAAGAAAAUGUUAAACGCGGAAACAGAGAACUCGAAAGCCCUGAUCGUCCAACUCAACCAACUCCGAAACAACAACAACAACCACAACCACAACAACCACUCAACAUCUGCCCAUCCCAACCAACAACGCACCAACCAUCCGAAUCAUUCGUCGAGUAAUAAUCAUCAACAACAGUUGCUGAAUAAUGAGAAGACGAUCGAGGAUCUCAAACGCAGAUUGUCGAUCAUGGGCGACUUCACCGGGCUCGAAAUCUUGAGCUCUCAGCCUGAUCAUAAAGGCCCGAUCUUCGAAUGUAUCGUUGCUGAUAUACUCAAUCGAGGCUUCGCGUUACAUUUCAAGCUACAAGUCCAUCCAGAUGAGACCUGUUCAUUCAGUCCAUCCUUAGACCCUGAACGGGACUCGGCAACGAUCAAAGUGGUCCCCGACUUCCUGCGCCAAUUCAUCCGAUUCGAGUCCAAGGCUCGUUCGCACAUCUAUUGGAAACUCUUCCAAGCUUUCAAUCUCCAAGAUACUUAAUCUCAUCUCCUCCCCCUCAUCAUCUUUUUUUUUUCUAUUGGAUUGUAUUACUCAUUCUUAUAAACAUAUUCUCUUCAACAAACUUAAAAUCAUGGAUCUUCUUGUUUAUGCUUAUACAAUAUUUAGUCACCCUCAUCCCUUCCUUAAC
Molecule: messenger RNA, 1474 nt
Organism: Puccinia graminis f. sp. tritici CRL 75-36-700-3
Lineage: Eukaryota; Fungi; Basidiomycota; Pucciniomycetes; Pucciniales; Pucciniaceae
Exons: 5
Coding region: 16-1326 (436 amino acids)
Biological process (GO): attachment of mitotic spindle microtubules to kinetochore; meiotic sister chromatid segregation; homologous chromosome segregation
Cellular component (GO): chromosome, centromeric core domain; nucleolus; monopolin complex
Molecular function (GO): protein binding; microtubule site clamp
Source: RefSeq, a predicted model, not a curated record